AUAUUGCUUUGUUUCAAUUUUGAAAACAUAACCAAACUUAUUGAAAAAUGUGCUCCAGCAACUUGUGAAUUAUAGUAAAAUUGAAUUAUAUUAUAUUUACGAUUCAAAUUUAUUCUAAACUGAAUCCUUAUAUUUAAAGCAUGUUAUUUAUUGUCAAGUGUGAAUAAUUUAUGCUGUGUUUCCGUUUGUCAACAUGUUUUCAUCUAAGACUUCUUAUCUUUCGUGCUAUUUUUAUAGAAACCAUAGAUAUUUUGAAUCAGUUUAUUUAAGACGAAUACCAUUAAAUAACUCUCUCAAUGUGCGCCGAAAUCAUUCUGUUCAAUAUGAAAUUGAAACUAAUCCAAACAUAAAAAAUAAAGAAGACUUCUAUAAGAUGAAGAAUGAGUUUAGGGAUAGAGUUAUAUUCCAUUCGUUCUAUAAAUAUGAAGGGUUUCAAGUCACCAAAAUGAAAGAAGAAACUGAUAGGAAGAUAAGAUAUCGAAUAAUGAGAAACAGGAGAAUUGUACCCGCUUCAUUGAAGUACUUAAUGGAAAAAAAGGACUUACAUUUACUAGGCGCAGAAGAUUCAGUGAAGGAAAACGAUUUGAGUGUUGAAUCUGUUGAUAAAGUAGUGCUGCCAUAUGAGGUUGUCAAAGUUCAAAAAGCCAUUACAAAAGAAGAAGAAUUGGAUGCUACUAAUGACAUCUUUGUGGAUGAGGAAAUUCAAAGAAAAGAUGCAUAUGAACUCAAUUUGGAUAAUAUGCGGGCAAGAUCUGGAAAAUGGAUGCAAGAUUAUGAGAACUUCGAAGACGAUGAAGAGGUCGAGUUGGACUUCUCGAAGUACGGCACUCCCAGCCUUGCGAUUCCAAUGAGCAAAACGCCUUGUGGGGGUUGCGGCGCGCUACUACAUUGUCAAGAUCCUGGUAUUCCCGGCUAUAUUCCCAGCGAGAUCUUCAUAAACUGCGAACCGACAGACCUGCUUGCCAUCAAGUGCCAGCGCUGCCAUUUUAUGGAGAAUUACAAAAUGGCGUUGACUGUGUCGGUCAAUCCGGAGGAAUAUCCACGCCUGUUGUCUCGCAUAAAGAAUCAGAAGGCACUUGUCAUAUUAAUGGUUGAUAUGACAGACUUCCCCUGCAGCAUAUGGCCUGGUAUACUCGACGUCAUAGGGCCGAAACAACCCCUGUUCGUUGUGGGCAACAAGGUGGAUCUGUUGGUGGGUGACUAUGAGAAGUGGGUACGCCGGGCCAGUCAGUCGCUGAAAGCUGCUCUGCCACCGGACGCCAAUGUCAAGCACAUGACGCUGAUAUCGGCCAAGACUGGCUUUGGCGUUGAGGAACUCAUCACUGAACUACACUUACAAUGGGAGUAUCAAGGCGACGUGUACCUGGUGGGCUGCACGAACGUGGGCAAGUCGACGCUGUUCAACGCGCUGAUCCAGUCGGACUACUGCAAGGUGCGUGCCUCGGACGUGAUGCAGCGUGCGACCACGUCGCCGUGGCCGGGAACCACCCUCAACCUGCUUCGUUUCCCCAUCCUGCGUCCGAGCGCGCACCGGUUGCAGUUGCGAGCUGAACGGCUGAAGCAAGCGCGCAUGAUCGCGUCAGCUGACGCGCGUUUGGCCGCGCUGCGCGCGCAGGGUUUGCCGGCCAAACGGCCGCAGUCGCUGCAGGGACGCAUCGGCCGGUCCUUCACCGAUGUCUAUCGUCUCCAGCCCGAUCUCGCCGAUCCGUUUGCAGCUAACCGUCGCACCAAUAGAAAAGAGAGUAAAUUUGGCCUGAAUCCUAACGAUCCAGCUUAUAGGGAUAGCAGAUGGUUCUAUGACACGCCUGGCGUCGUGCAACCAGACCAGAUUAUCGAUCUGCUAACGACCGAAGAGCUCGUGAAAGUACUACCGAGGACACCAAUCCACCACCGGGUGUACAUCGUGCGUGAAGGGGAGACAGUGUUCAUAGCGGGACUGGCCCGUCUCGACUUUGUACAAGGCGAUUGCGAAUCGAUGCGAAUGGUCAUCUUCAAAACGGACAGUCUGCCGGUGACAAUAUGCAAGACGGAACAUGCGGACGCCAUCUAUAACGACUAUUUGGGCACGGCAAUGCUGGCAGUGCCGUGUGGUGGACCGGACCGAUUAGCGGUUUGGCCGCGUCUGCAGCCGGCCGAUGAGAUCGUUUUGAAAGGCGUGUCGGAGAGGGAAUGUUGUGCCGAUAUUGUCCUGUCAAACGCCGGGUGGAUUUCGAUGGCACAACCUGAAGGCAAGAUUUGUAAAUUUCGUGCGUGGACUCCUGACAGGCGUGGCAUUCAUGUGAGGACUGUGCCGCUUCUGCGUUACGCUAUUGAGAUUCGUGGAACACGUGUUUCGCGCGCACCUGUCUAUAAUAGAGCUGUGCUUAAAGAGUCAAUGGAUGGUUGAAAGUAGGAAGUAGAUUUGGUGGUGUGUCCCUUGAACAUUGGAUGGGUGAAAGCAUAGAGAAAAUAUAGCACAAGAAGAUAUCCCAUGUUAUAGGUAUUUCAAUUUUAGAUAGCAUCACUAAAGCCGUGUCCACACUGAACAAAAUGAAAUGAACUUCUUCUUCUUCUUCUUCUUCUUCUUCUUCUUCUUCUUCUUCUUCUUCUUCUUCUUCCUCCUCCUCCUUGGCCUUCAUGUUUUGCUCUCUCUGCUCUCACUCCUUCUCCUUCCUUUUUCUCCGCCCAUUUUAGUCUCCCAUCUCACACUCUCUGUGAACGUUUCUCUUCCUCUCUCUUCUUCUUCUUCCAAGCUCUCUCUCACAAUCCGCUAUUCCCCGUCCUUUCUCUUCACUUUUCUGUUACUUUCGCUUUGCCACACUUCUUCCAGCUCUCACUGUUCUCUUUCCUUUCUUUUCGUCCCUCUCUUGUCUCCCUUCUUCCCCACAACUUUUAUUUUUCCCUCUGCUGUAACUCCUCUUCCUCCGGCAAGGAAGAAGAGUUUGUUGAAACAGUUUGGGCAAAUUUUAUUAUGUUUGACAAACAAUGUUUGCCCGUGACCAGUGUGGAUGCGUCACCAAACAAAAUAUUUGUAAGUGGGAAGAACAGGUUUUAUGUUUUACAGCUGUCAACUCUGAUAAUGUUUAGAAAAACAGUAAUUUUUUGUUAAACAACCAAUGAUUGUCUAAACUUUUUAAAAUGUUUGUCCCUGUGCUCCUCAACAUACAUGUUUGCCGAAAAUUUGUUAAGAACAUUUCUUGAGGGCUUAAGGGCCGUUUGCACAGUAACAGUUUAAACUAAAUUUCAUUUUAAACUGGAUUAAAUCCGUAUCAAGACUCGUUUGUUAUAAUGUGUUACAUUUUGAGUUUAAGCCACCAGCUGAUUAAAUUCAGCUUUAGAGCCUGUUCACAUGACAGCGAUUUACGUUCGGUUGUCGCGCGGUUGACAAACCGAGCGAUUGCCAGGUAUAAGGAAACACAUGGUGCCGUACACAUGCAUCGCUCGGUUUUAGUAGUCGCCGGCGAAUCGCGGCGGUUGUAGUCUCAGACUACAACCGCUCGGUUGUCGCUCGGUUGCCGGGCGGCUCGAUAUACUAGAGCAGGCAUGAGAGCGUACACAUGUCUUCAGUCAACCGAGCGGUUUCGAUCAGAGCAGUAAUAUAUGUUUAAUAGUAAGUACAUAGAUUAAGAUAUUAAGAUUGAGUACAUAGAUGUUGUACCUAGUUAUUAUUUAUCAUAACCGAGCGCAAACCGCUCAUGAAUCGCUGUCAUGUGUACGAGGCUGGCAAACCGAGCCAUUUGCCAAUCGAGCGACAACCGAGCGUAAAUCGCUGUCAUGUGAACAAGCUCUUAGCUUUGACUGUAGAAACGGUUCUAAAUCAAGUAGGCUACUAAAAAAAUAAUAGAUUGGACUAAAUCAACAAAAAUGUUUUUCACCUAAUUCACAGCAUAAUUUGAUUGUUUUUUCUCUAGUAUUGCCAUCAGACUUACAUACAGUAGCCUAUAAAAAUAUAGGUUUUCCCUACUUUCACCUUGAUUGAAUUGUAUAGUUAUA
This is a messenger RNA of Nilaparvata lugens (brown planthopper), 3972 nucleotides long. Its product is annotated as nitric oxide-associated protein 1. The record is from RefSeq and is a predicted model, not a curated record. Gene Ontology annotation, molecular function: GTP binding. NCBI's taxonomy places the organism in Eukaryota, Metazoa, Arthropoda, Insecta, Hemiptera, Delphacidae. The coding region runs from base 194 to 2386 and encodes 730 amino acids. The transcript has 7 exons.